This is a messenger RNA of Dermatophagoides pteronyssinus (European house dust mite), 1616 nucleotides long. RefSeq lists its product as uncharacterized. NCBI's taxonomy places the organism in Eukaryota, Metazoa, Arthropoda, Arachnida, Sarcoptiformes, Pyroglyphidae. The record is from RefSeq and is a predicted model, not a curated record.
UGUUUUAUAUUUAACAACAACAAAAUUGAACAAUCAUCAUCGUCGUUAUACCGUAUAAUAAUAAUAAUAAUAAGAUGAUCAUGAUGAUGGAUUCUAUGGAUCCUACACAAUUAGCACAAUUACCAUCAUCAUCAUCACCUACGACUUCGACAAUGAUACAACAUAAUAGUAAUAAUAAUAAUGAUUCGGAUGAUACAAUUUCUACCGUACCGUUACCACCACCACAACCUCCACCUUCAUCUUGUCAUUAUGAUUCUCAACCAAAUGAUUUAAUCAUUCCACAACAACAACAAUCUAGUGCCAACAACAACAACAAUAAUAACAAAGAUAAAAUGCCAAUUUCUUCCGCUAUUUCGACAGUAACGACAAAUUCUAAGUCAUCAUCAUCAUCAGCAGCAGCGAUUGAUUCGAAUAUUGAACAAUCAUCAUCCACAUCCACAUCAUUAAAUCAAACAAACGAUAUGGCAAAUCGUUUAGCUAAAAUUCUUACCUGUUUACAAGGUGCUAUUGGUGGUGGUGGUGAUGAAAAUUUACUGCAACAAAGUCAAUUAUUAGUUGCAGCAAUGGCAGCAACAAUGGCUGCUGCAGCAACCGGAACUGGAACUAAUAAUGAACAACCAGAACAAUUAUUAGCAUCAAUGGCACCAGCAUUGAUUAAUUUGGUUAAUAAUACUGCUACCGCUACCUCUAAUACUAACGCAACAACAACAACCAAUUCACGACGAUCAUCAAAUUCAUCCGCAUCCGCAUCCAUAUCUGCAACCGGAUCAUCAAAUAAUGAUAGUCAUGAUGACGAUGAUGAUGAUGAUGAUGAAAAUUCCAAUCAAAAAUCAUUACUAAAUCAAAUUAAUAAUGAUACCUGUAGUAAAAAACGACGUAAACAAAGUAAACCAUUACGUUAUGAAUAUGGUAGUAGUAGUAGUAAAAAUUUUUUAACAACCGCAACAAGUAGUGAUAAUCAAGAUCAUGAUCAUCUUGAUCAUCAUCAUCAUCAUCAUCAAGAUGAUGAUAAUCGUCGUAGAAAAAUUCGUCAUCGUAAUGAAAUAACAACGAUCAAACAACAGCAGCAACAACAUAUCAAUUCAAUGUUGAAUGUCGAUGUUGAUGAUGAUGGUGACAAUUUGCUAUUGCCACCACCACCGCCACCAAUGCUGAAUAAACAUCAUUCAAAACAAACGAAAGAGAAAUUAUUAUUAAUUUCAGCAAAUAAAGAGCAACAACAGCAACGAAUAAAAUUAAAGCAACAACGGCAUUCCCAACAUAAUAAGCCAAAGCAGAAGCCUGUUUCAGAUUUAGAAGAGAACUUUGAUGAUGAUGAUGAUGUUGAAGAUUUAGUUGAUGAAAUAGUCGACGAUGAUGAUGAUGACGAUGACGACGAUGUUGUUGAUGAUGAUGAAAGAGACAGCAACCAUGAUGCUAAUGAAGACGACGACGACGACAACGAUCAUCAUAGUAGUCGUAGCCAUCGAUUGGAACAAGUCGUUGAUUCAGUCAAAAUAGUCAACAAAACAGCAGCAGCAGCAGCAGCUAAAAAAUUAUCAUCAAAAAAUGUUAUCAUCAACAACGUUGAUGAUGAUUUAAAUGCGGCAUCAAUAGCGGCAGCAGCAGCUGAAAUG